This is a messenger RNA of Sclerotinia borealis F-4128, 675 nucleotides long. Lineage: Eukaryota; Fungi; Ascomycota; Leotiomycetes; Helotiales; Sclerotiniaceae. The record is from the annotation of a GenBank genome assembly.
AUGGGUAAAGAUAAAUCCGAAAAGCGCGACAAGAAGGAGAAGAAGGAGAAGAGAAGUGAGGUCGACGGUGUCAAGAAAUCUUCUAAGAAGGACAAGAAGGUCAAGCUUAGCGAAGAUAAUGUAGCUGCUGCCAUUGCCGAAGUUACAAAGGAGCCAGAAGUCGAAGUUGUCGAGAUGGACAUUGUGGUUGAGGAGAAGGAAGGUGCAGACGUCGAAAUCAAACCAGUAGGAGCUUUGGUUCCAUUCGCAAACCCAUUGGCCGAUGAAAAGGUCGCAAAGAAGGUGCUCAAAAGUGUUAAAAAAGCUGCCAAAAACAAAACCCUCAAGCGUGGUGUUAAGGAAGUCGUCAAAGCUCUACGUAAAUCUCCUCAAGGUGCCAGCAAUACUGUUUUCCCAGGAGUUGUCAUUCUCGCUGCAGACAUUUCGCCAAUGGAUGUCAUCUCUCACAUUCCAGUCUUGUGCGAAGAUCACAACGUACCAUACAUCUUCGUAACCAGCAGAGCCGAGUUGGGAGCAGCAGGCAACACAAAGAGGCCUACGAGUGUGGUGAUGGUCACAGAGGCGAGGUCUGGCGCAAAGAAGGCCGAGAAGAUUGAGGGUGAGGAAGAGUUCAAGGAUGUCUACAAGGAUUUGGUUAAGGUUGUGGAGAAGGAGGCCAGGAAUGUUAGAGUAUAA